GCUUAUUGGCACAGUGCCCGGGGACACCGCGGAGCUGGUCAUUCCUGCAGACUUUGCCUUCGCUCCGCAUACGCACUUCCUGAUCUACACCGCCUCGAACUUCUCUGAGCAGAGUUACCCCAGCGCCCUGGCCAUCGUGGACACGUCGGCGAGCGCGUCCAAUCUUGCCUUUCUGGACUUGGAUUUGGAUGGCGGGGAAUUGGGUGGUCUCCUGCAGUGGACCCCGGCGCAAGCGCCUGCUGUGCAGGACUAUUUGGUCUACCUCGACACGUGGGCAUCGUUCGGGGGCCGAUCUCAGCUUGGCACGGCCACCAGCGGAUCCAGCCUGCUGGUUCCUGCGGAGACGGCACAACUCAGCUACGACCUGCUUGCUGUGUACACCAGGUCAAGCCUGGCAGAGCAGACGACCCCCGUAGCGAUCGCACCCGUGGACAGCGAGGCUCUGGCGGAGAAUGUCUCUUUCGUGGAUCUGGACCUUGAUGAGUUCGACUUGGGUGGGCUCAUCUCCUGGCUGCCUGCUGGGGACACAGCACUGGUCGCGUCCUAUGUCGUCUACUUUGCCGAAUCGGAUUGCGACUUGUUGCACGAGGACGCUAAUGGGACCUACACGAGCGAUGCUGGGACUCUUCUCGAGAAUGCAACAGCGCCGGCUUUGUGCAAUUUGUUGCGCAUCGCGACGGUGACCAACAGCAAUGCCACGAACACCAGUGAUUUCAGCAUCUUCCUUGAGCCGGAGACCUUGCAACAGAACUACACGCAUCUGGCCAUCUUCGCAAAGUCUGUCUUGGUGGAGCAAACCACACCUGCUUCACUGCUCAUCUUUGAUGCUGCAGCCAGUGUGUCGGACCUGGCUUUCGACGAUCUAGACCUUGACGAACAGCAAUUGGGCGGUAGCAUCACCUUCCUACCCCCGGCGUCCUCCGCGAAUCUUGUGGAUUCCUACGCGAUCUACCUGGCGCAAGGGGCUGAGACGAAGUGUUAG
This is a messenger RNA of Symbiodinium sp. CCMP2592, 982 nucleotides long. The record is from the annotation of a GenBank genome assembly. NCBI's taxonomy places the organism in Eukaryota, Dinophyceae, Suessiales, Symbiodiniaceae.